This is a messenger RNA of Aureococcus anophagefferens, 426 nucleotides long. RefSeq lists its product as hypothetical. The coding region runs from base 1 to 426 and encodes 141 amino acids. NCBI's taxonomy places the organism in Eukaryota, Pelagophyceae, Pelagomonadales, Pelagomonadaceae. The transcript has a single exon. The record is from RefSeq and is a predicted model, not a curated record. Gene Ontology annotation, molecular function: peptidyl-tRNA hydrolase activity.
AUGGCCGCGCUCUCGGCCGGCGACGGCGAAGCGAGCGACCCGCUCAUCCAGUACGUCGUGCUGCGCCGGGACCUGCAGGAGUCCGAGGGCUGGCCCCUCGGCGCGCUCGUCGCCCAGGGCGCCCACGCGGCCGUGGCGGCCGUCGUCGAGUCCAUGGGCGCGGACGACACGCGCGCGUACGUCGCGCCCGAGGCGCUCGGGUCGAUGACCAAGGCCGUGCUCGAGCUCAAGGGCGAGCCGCAGCUGCGCGCGCUCUCGGAGAAGCUCGCGGCCGACGGCAGGGCGCACCACCUCUGGGUCGAGCAGCCGGAGAACGUGGCGACGUGCCUCGCGACCGCGCCGGGACGCAAGUCCGCGCUCGCGCCCCACUUCAAGAAGUGCCGGCUCAGCUCCUGGCACGCGCCCAAGGGGGAGGCGGCGGCGUAA